This is a messenger RNA of Amyelois transitella, 2921 nucleotides long. RefSeq names its product katanin p60 ATPase-containing subunit A-like 1 (gene Kat60). The coding region runs from base 286 to 1899 and encodes 537 amino acids. Gene Ontology annotation, biological process: microtubule severing. Lineage: Eukaryota; Metazoa; Arthropoda; Insecta; Lepidoptera; Pyralidae. Gene Ontology annotation, cellular component: microtubule cytoskeleton. The record is from RefSeq and is a predicted model, not a curated record. Gene Ontology annotation, molecular function: ATP binding; ATP hydrolysis activity; microtubule severing ATPase activity. The transcript is spliced from 10 exons.
UUGUGAUUGUGGACUGUCGAACAAAAUUGAUAAGUUUGUUUUGUCUCCAAAAAUCUGGUUACAUUUUAUAAAUUUUACACAGACAUGUGAUAAGCAAUGCAUGAAAAAAGUAUACAUUUACAAAAUAUCAUGUAAAUAACGCGCCAGCGCUAUGUUAGUUGGGUCGAUUGUGGUGUAAAAGUUAGAAGUGUUACAUUUGGAUUUUCAAUCACACGGUUACAUGCAAGUGGUUUUUAUGAGAACCAUCAGUUUUCGCCUUUAAAUUGUUACGUGUACGCAGCGGGAAUGACAAUAAUGGCAGUUUCUGUUGGAGAAAUUUGCGAGAACACGAAGCUGGCAAGAGAAAUGGCUCUAAUGGGCAACUACGAAUCCGCGUUGGUGUACUAUGAAGGGACAGUGCAGAUGAUCCACAGAUUGUUGAUAACUAUAGCAGAUCCUACACGGAAAUCCAAAUGGCAACUAGUCCAGAAACAAAUGGCCCGGGAGUACGAGCAGCUGAAAGCCACCGUCGCCACGUUGCAGAUGUUCCAGCAUGACGGAGAGAAGGCGAUCACACCGUUGACAGGAAAUUUUGAAGACUACCCAACGAGAGAUCAAAUGUGGGCGCCGGCGCCGCACGAGAUAGACCCCGACAUAUGGCCCCCGCCCCCCGACAGAGACCCCAACGCGUGGCCGCCCCCCACCAGUGUUGAACACAAAGGACCGCCAUCCAUGAAAUCUGCCCGCAACAAUCCCCGGACCGCCCGCGCGGACCCCAAAAGGACCCCGGCGACGGCGAGGAACGCAACCACAUCGCAUCGGAAGACUUCGGACGUUAGAAACCCUAAAAUGGCCGCCAAGGCACAUAGUGCAAAGACAAAAGACUCGAACAUCAAAGACCACGGCGGGGGCAACAACAAGGAGAAACAAGACAGAGACAACAAUAACGGAGACACGGACGACGAGAAGCACAAGGAGGAGGAGAGGCGGUUCGAGCCUGCGUCCGCGGCGGACGGGGAUCUAGUCGAUAUGCUCGAACGCGACAUUGUACAAAAGAACCCCAACAUAAGAUGGGACGACAUCGCAGAUCUGUCUGAAGCGAAGCGGUUGUUAGAAGAGGCGGUUGUCUUACCCAUGUGGAUGCCUGACUUUUUUAAGGGCAUCCGGCGACCGUGGAAAGGCGUCCUGAUGGUGGGUCCCCCGGGAACCGGCAAGACCAUGCUCGCCAAAGCCGUGGCCACAGAGUGCGGCACCACCUUCUUCAAUGUUUCCUCGUCAACGCUCACCUCGAAAUACCGUGGAGAAUCGGAGAAACUAGUCCGGUUGCUGUUUGAAAUGGCGCGGUUCUACGCACCGAGCACGAUAUUCAUCGACGAGAUAGACUCGCUGUGUUCCCGCCGCGGCUCCGACAGCGAGCACGAGGCGUCCCGCCGCGUCAAGAGCGAGCUGCUCGUGCAGAUGGACGGGCUGGGAUCCGCCACGGAUGAGCCCGCCAAGGUGGUUAUGGUCCUAGCUGCAACGAAUUUCCCCUGGGACAUAGACGAGGCGCUGCGCAGGCGGCUCGAGAAGCGAAUCUACAUACCGCUGCCCACGCAGGAGGGACGCGAGGCAUUACUACAUAUAAACCUUAGGGAGGUGAAGGUGGACCCCGAAGUGGACCUCAAGAGCAUUGCCAGAAAGCUUGACGGUUACUCCGGAGCCGAUAUCACUAAUGUUUGCAGAGAUGCAUCAAUGAUGUCGAUGCGACGCAAAAUAGCCGGCCUCAAACCGGAACAGAUAAAACAACUAGCCAAGGAGGAACUCGACCUGCCAGUAACGAGGCAGGACUUCCUCGAAGCGUUAGCCAAAUGCAACAAAUCAGUUUCCAAAGGGGACAUACAGAAAUAUCUCACCUGGAUGGACGAAUUCGGAUCUUCCUGAUUGACGUAGACGCCAGCCACAACGUGAUCCAAACAAAACGGUCAAUGUUCCACACCCCAUUAACACGCGGAUAACACUGAAGAAAAAAAAAUUUCAACUAUGGAAUCUUAGUACCGUGCUUUUUCGAAUAUGGAAGCAUUUCCGUUGUGAUAACCCAUAUGGCUCGAUUGAGAAUUGCCUUAUAGACUAAGAUGUUCGGACUGUUUCAGUAUUAAUUAAAUUGAUAGUGGCAUAUCCUAAUUAAGUAAAACAUAUUUAAAUCAUUCCGUAUAUAAAUAUGCUUUCGGUGUAAUUGAUUUCACCCCGCCCCAUGUAAUAAUUUGUGACAAUGAUUUCUAAUUGCGUUAGGCGGAUGCUAUACAACAUGGCUACUUUUAUGUGGAACCACGUGUGCGACCGACUUGUACAAAGUUCUGAGACCCUUUGUUAAAAACUGACACUGCUGUGCAAUUGUGUCCGGGUUUAAGGACAAUUAUUUCUAACAGAAGAUGCAAGAGAACUAACUAGCCAUGUGCACACAAUGUAGAUAUAUGUUGACAGUAGGAAAUGGGUACAGUUUGCCAUCACAUUUCAGGCUAUUGGACACACAGUGAUCUUUGUACUUAAACUAGGAUAAAUUUGAUAUGAUGAUAAUUUUAUGCCAUAACUAAGUUAUAUUGUCGUUUUUAUAGAUUUUUUUAAUCAAAAUAACAACAUUAUGUUACAUUAUGAUAUUUUGAAUAUAUUUGGCAUUUAUUGUAGAUUUCGCUCAAUUAAAAUUAUGAAUUUAUUUGUUUGGAUUUCAUACUUUGAAAGACCAAAAUCCACCUUAGUGCAUGUAUUUAGUAAAUCAUUUUCUUAGAUCAUAAUUUUCCUACAGGAGAAUGAAAGCAAUAUUAUUUAAAUUAAAACACAUUAUCAGGCGUAGUCCCCAUAAUUUGAGAAGAGAAAAUAUUGGUGUAACAAAUGUAAUUGGUAAAUAAAUAAUAUUUUUGCAAACAUCUUAACAAUCUGUAACAUUGAAAAUAAAAUAAUUUUAAAUA